UUUAUUUGUUUGAUCAGAAAAAUAACAAAAAUUCUACUCAAUGUUUUCUUAACACUGAAUUGUCCUUUGUGAUAUGAUCAUUACCAUUAUCAUCAAUUUUUUUUUAUUUAUUAAAAACCGGUGAUUACCGGACAUAAAUAAAUUGCAAUCAUUAUAUUUGUUGUGUGUGUGUGUGUGUGUGUGUAUGUAUGAGAAUAUCGUUUAAAUGUUGAAUGGAUCAAAGUCGUAUAUGCAUUUUAGUCGGACAAAAAACAUUUAGUGAUAACCAACGUACUAAUGGAUCAUAUGUGCAGAUUUGGAUAAAAAUUGGUAUUUGAAAUUAAGAAUCAUUGGGUUAAAAUUUAAUUUAAUCCAAUCACUCGAUACUCUACUUUUUUUUAUUUAAUCAAUCCAAUAUUCCAAUAUAUACGUUUGAAUGACAAAUCAAUUUCAAGUGUAUCCAUCAAUCUAUAGAAUCAAUCAUCAUUGUCAUAAGUGGAGAAUGAUAAUCGAUUAUAAAUUGGCCACAUGGUUUUUCUCUAUCUGAUUGUUGAUUAAUUGAUUGGAUGACCCACUUCAGUGAUCAAUUGAUCAAUGUCAUCAUCAUCAAUAAAUUGAUAGUUUACAUAAUAAUCAUUUAUCAUCAACCUUUUCAAAAAUAAAUUGUUUUCGAAAAUUUUGAGCCAAUUGAAAUGUCUAUUAGUGGCUUGGUGCCUCAUAACAAAAUGAAUCGAACAAUAAUCGAAAAAAAAGAUUGUAUCAUCAGAGAAAAUACUUUCUUAUCAUGGAUUUAUCUCAACUAUGAAUUUGUUUUCAUUUAUUUUAUUAUGUUUAUAAUUUUAUUGUCAUCACCUGUGCUUAGUAAUGAUAGUUUCAAUCAAACAAUAAUUGAUUCAUCAUCAUCAUCAUCCCAACGUUCCAAUAUCUAUUCAUCGGCUACAAUCAUGAUGAAUGAUAAAUCCUCAGUAGCAGCAACAGUAGCAUCGCCGACAAAUAUGAUCAAUUCACCAGUAGAUUUAUUGAAUCAAAUUGAUACAUCGUUGAAAAAAUUCACUACAUCUAAUCCUAUGAUGAAUUUUCGCCAUAAAGAUCGACGUACAAUAUCGUCAAGAAAUGUGAAUAGCAUUAGAACUCGUCAUCAUUCUUUGUUUUGGUCAUCAUCACCAUCAUCAUCAUCAUCACUAGUUACAAUGAGACAAUCACAAUCAUCAUUAUCACCAUUUUCUGAUAAUUCAUGUCGAUCCAAUUGCUCGGGUCAUGGUGAUUGUUAUAAUGGUACUUGUUUCUGUGAGGUUGAAUAUAGCGGUGGAACGUGUGAUCAUCCAAAUCUUAAAUAUUAUAUUUCCUUUUCAACCGUUUACUAUAUGAUUUGUGUUGUAUCAUUCAUUCAGCUUAUGUUGUGUAUUAAUUCAGAGAUUGCAAGACAAAAACCACGAUCAAUAACAAGAGCAUUCCGUGUAAACAUCCAAAAGGCAUUGUAUUUUUUCAUCUGUAUUGCAACAGCAAUUCGUGGUUUUUAUUUUAGUUCACCAUCAAAUGGUCAAUUAGCAUGGACCGAAAGUUUAAUGUCUGCCUAUUAUCCAAUACUGAUGAGUGGAUCAUCAUUGUUGGUCUGUUUUUGGGCCGAGGUUUUCCAUUUGGAUGCCAGUGUUGAACAAUCUCAUUUUUUGGACAAAUCUUUUUUCGGAUUCAUUCUAUUCAACGGUAUUAGUUAUUCACUUUAUCUGGCUGAAUUUCUUCUAUUAUCUUUUACGAAUCCUACGGAUACUGACAAGGGUUUUUUCAUGAGCAUAUUCAACAGUAUCUAUGCAUUCUUAAUGCUUGUUGUAGUCAUAUUCUUUCUCAUCUAUGGUGUUGAAGUUUAUUUCAAAGUUCGUGGAGCAUUCGCUCCUGAUCGUGAAACUGAAUCAUCUGAAUCGAUAAGCGCCGAUAUUUCACAAUUGCAACAAUCCCGUUUAGGAUUGAUUUCACAAGCCGUAUUAUUGCUGGUGACAAUUUUAUUUAUGCUUUCCGAAGUAUUCGGUUUCCUUUGGAAAGAUAAGGUUGCAGUUUUAUCACGAAACUAUCAUCAAGUCAUGUUUCGGGUGGUUGAAUUUGGUGUUGCAUUAUGGUUUCCUUGUGUACUAUGGAAUUGUAUACAGCCUGAACAGCUUUGGAUUCUGAAUCCACGAAGAAUACUGAAACGAAGACAAUCACAAUUUGAUCAUCGAUCUAUGAAAUCUUUGGAUGAUGAUGAUAAAUGUCGUUUGGCCAAUCAAAGUGUGGCCGAAUCGGAAUAUCUGGUGGGAGGUCGUUUGGAUGCUGCUAAAAGCAUGACCACCAUACCAGAAUGUUGGAUUUGUUAUGAAACAGCUUUAUCGAAGCCAGAAGCCGGUCCAAUGAUUCAACCAUGUUUAUGUCGAGGUGAUGUAUCGGCUGUACAUCAUAGCUGUUUACUACGAUGGCUAAUGGAAUCAUGUUCAAGUUCUACUGCUCCGGUUUCCUGUAAAGUUUGUGGCAGUGCUUACAAGGUUGAACAUUCACAAGAAACUGUUUGGCUUCCAGCCGGUUUAACCAUUGCUCAUUGGUUUAAGACUGCUACCAUCAUAAUGAUCAUGUGUUGUACGCUUGGUGGUUCCAUUAUGAUCGUUAAGCUAUUUCAUCAUAUGUACGUCAAAAUGAUAUCGGUUGGAUCUGCAAUUCUGGUCGAAUAUAUUUGUCUCAGAUUUCUUGGAUUCAAUAUGAUUUCGGCUUAUCAUCGAGCCAAAUUAUCUGCAAUCAAAAUUAUGGGACGACGAAUUCAGAUCAAUCAACAACAAAAUCAAAAUAUGAAUAAUAAUCAUCUAAAUGAUAAUGGUGGUUCAAUUGUUGAAGAAUCAUCAUCGGUAAAUUUUGCAGUGGCCAAAGAACAGGAAACGGUUCAUACGAACAAUACAAAAAAUCAUCAUAACGAUAAACAAUCACAUUCACAAGUAGAAUUGGUAUAUAUGAAUCAUACCGAUAAUAAUUCUAAUGAUAAUAAUAUGACAAUUAUUACCAAUAAUAAUCAAUCAUCAUCAUCAUCAUCAUCAUCAUCGAUCAAACAUUUAAAUGUCGGUAGUAGUGAACAAUCAUUAACCGUUCAACAAGCGUCAAUAGUUACUGUUUGUACAGAAUCUAGAUUAUGUUGAUGGCAAAACUGUUGAAACCAAAACAAAUCAAAUCAAUAACUAUGUAGUGAUAUAUUUUGUUCGAGUGAUCAUUAUAAUAAUUAAUGGCAAUCAAUUAGCCAUGAUUAUGAUUUAUUUUAUUUAUCAUACUUACCGAAGCAAUAAGUCUUUCUGUACAUAUUUAUAAUUCAUCAUUGAUUUAUAUUCUUAUUAUUUGAACUUUGAUUUUUUUCUUAAAUUGAUGAUAAUGAUGAUGUUUGUAAAUUAGCCACAAAUCCAAACCUAUCUAUAUAUAUAUAUAGAGCAUUGUAUCCGAUAAAUAAAUUCCGGUGAAAAAGUGCAAAUAAAUAAUCAAUUGAAUUGAA
This is a messenger RNA of Dermatophagoides farinae (American house dust mite), 3472 nucleotides long. The record is from RefSeq and is a predicted model, not a curated record. Lineage: Eukaryota; Metazoa; Arthropoda; Arachnida; Sarcoptiformes; Pyroglyphidae.